Trichomonas vaginalis G3 is the source of this 954-nucleotide messenger RNA. RefSeq names its product peptidase M60-like family. The transcript has a single exon. The record is from RefSeq and is a predicted model, not a curated record. NCBI's taxonomy places the organism in Eukaryota, Parabasalia, Trichomonadida, Trichomonadidae. Bases 1 to 954 code for a protein of 317 amino acids.
AUGCAAAGAAGAUAUAACAUUAGAUCACGUUUGGAAGGAGAUAGGAGAUUUGUUAACGUUUUUAACUAUUUGAACUAUAAAAAAUUAUUUGGAGAUUCAAAUUGGUAUGGUUUACCAAUUCUCAGACAAUUGGAAAUUUAUGCAGGAGAAGAUUCUUAUCCAAAAUUCUGCAGGCACAUAAGAGAUAAUAAUUAUGAUGGCAUUUCUAAGAGAGAAAGGAUAGUUGUUGGAUUUUCAAAGAUCGUUGGUCAUGAUUUAUCUCCUCAUUUAGAUAGAACUGCACUUUAUCAAUGUGGCAGCAACUGUAAGAACUAUAUCAAAGAUUUACCUCCUUGCAAUGUUUCUAUUGAAUACAUUGUUGAAAGACACUUUUAUGAUAGAAAAGAAGUUCCUUCCACUGCAGUUCCUAAGAUUUUAGCGGUUUACAUUUUAGAUGAUGGAAGAUUAAGAUUUCUUGUAGAUUUCGAAGGUGGAGGAAGCUGGAGUAACAUGGGAGGUGUUGAAAUUCGCGAUGAAGAUGAGAACUUUGUUUGUUUUUUGGAUUCUAGUGAUAUUAUAAUUAGUGCUGAUAAAUGGGAGCCAGGAAAGGUCUUUAAAUUUAGAGGAUUUGGUUUAGAUAUGAAAAUGAGACAACCCUUGGUUUAUAAAGUUCCUUCAAAAUUCCACAGAAGUACCUUUAAUUUUUCAGUCCAUAUUUCAAACCAGCAAAAUUCAGCGCUCUCUGGAAUGAUGGAUGAUGAUAAUUCAACAUGUUUAUUCACAGAUCCAUUAAGCAGUAAAGAACUAACUGUUUUGAUAAUUGAUGCAGAAAUUCCAAGAGAAUUAGUUGGUAUUAGGUGGGCACAAACAAGAGGAAAUGCAGGAAAAACAAAGCAUUUUACAAUUCAUACUUCUCUUGAUAAUGAAUCUUGGACCGAGUUAUUUGUUUAUCACCAGAACUUGACAUUUUUUUAA